Messenger RNA from Trachemys scripta elegans, 4847 nucleotides. RefSeq names its product von Willebrand factor C domain containing 2 (gene VWC2). Lineage: Eukaryota; Metazoa; Chordata; Testudines; Emydidae. Gene Ontology annotation, biological process: negative regulation of BMP signaling pathway. Gene Ontology annotation, cellular component: AMPA glutamate receptor complex. The coding region runs from base 293 to 1297 and encodes 334 amino acids. Gene Ontology annotation, molecular function: protein binding. The record is from RefSeq and is a predicted model, not a curated record. The transcript is spliced from 4 exons.
CCGCCCGCCUUUCCCCGCCCUCCCGAGCCUGAACUCCUGCCGGCUCGCCCCAGCCGGGGAAAGUUGGGACGACGAGGGAGGGCUGCUCGGGAGGGGAGAGCGGGGCGCUUGGCGGAGUGCAAUGCCAGGCGGAGAAGGGGAGGGCUGGCUCUGAACUCCCAGGCACUGAGGCAGAGAGGUGGCUGCUGCUCCCGGGGCUGGAGAGGGGCUUAGCAAAGGGACUGUGGAUUUACGUAGUGAUUCCCUCUGAUGUGAAUGCAGCAUCUCUUGUCCCUCUGGGAUGCCGUAGGUGAUGCCCAGCUCUACUGCAAUGGCAAUUGGCGCUCUCUCUAGUUCUCUUCUUGUAACCUGCUGUCUCAUGGUUGCUCUCUGUAGCUCCACCAUACCUGUGCAAAAACUGGCCAAGGCUCCAGACAAACAGGAGAUAAAAACAAGUCAGGAAAAGAGGGAUCAUACAUCAACCAGGCCGGACAGUCAGAGUCAGACAGGCCCAGGGAAAAUGAAUGAACUUGGAAGGAAUGGGCGGGAAGAGGGCACCAGAGAUUGGAAGAGCAAAGGAAACAGAAAUUAUUCAAACAAAGAAUCUUGGACUAGGCAAAAACAGGUUUGGAAUAGUCAAGGAACAAGCAGUAAAUCUGGGAACGUUCAAGCACAGGAGCAAAGGGAUGGUGUUCCAGAGGAACCUCAGGCGGCUGAAGAAUCAUCCCUCCCAGAAGUUGUUGCUAGUACUACUCCUGAGCCUCCGGAGGAGUAUGCCUAUCCAGAUUAUCGUGGGAAAGGCUGUGUGGAUGAGAGUGGCUUCGUUUAUGCUAUUGGGGAGAAGUUUACUCCAGGUCCCUCUGCUUGCCCCUGCCUUUGCACUGAUGAGGGACCUCUAUGCAUUCAACCUGAGUGCCCAAGACUCCAUCCACGGUGUAUUCAUGUAGACACCAGUCAGUGCUGCCCACAGUGCAAAGAGAGGAAGAACUACUGUGAGUUCAGAGGAAAGACCUACCAGACACUAGAAGAAUUCAUGGUUUCCCCAUGUGAGAGAUGCCGUUGCGAAGCCAAUGGUGAAGUGCUGUGCACAGUGUCUGCUUGUCCUCAGACUGAAUGUGUGGAUCCAGUGUAUGAGCCAGAUCAAUGCUGCCCCAUCUGCAAAAAUGGCCCAAACUGCUUUGCCGAAACCACUGUCAUUCCAGCUGGCCGAGAGGUGAAGACUGAUGAAUGCACUAUAUGUCACUGUACUUACGAAGAAGGCACUUGGAGAAUUGAACGACAAGCUAUGUGCACUAGACAUGAAUGCAAACAAAUCUAGGGAAUCUACAAAUCAAAGUACUAUGAUGUUUUUAUAAAAUACUUCACUGCGGUGAAAACCCUAGAUAAGCCUGGGAAAGAUUAUUAAUUGUAAUAAGAAUAUUUUUGGUGAGGAGAAAAGAUCAUCAUACUGGUAUUUUGUUUUUCAUAGUAAUGUAAUACUGCAAGACAAAGAAAUACAUAUAUUUAAAAAAAGUUUGGACAUAAAAAAUCCUGUCUUAAUGUUUUAUUUUCAUGGUGAGUGCACUGAGUACACUCUAUCAAAUAUUCUAUGUAUUUAUAUAAUCCCAUUAUGCAGGUUAAAAUAAAUGUUUUAUAUAGAUACAGAUUAAAAUAUGGUACGGUCGCCUGUCCUAUUGUGUACAUGCACCAUGCCUAAAACAUUUCCGUUUUAGUUUUAUCAUGACUUUAUUUGUGGUGGGCAACAAUAAUAGACGUGUGGCCAGAAAAUAGCCAGCAAAUCAAUCAUAUAUUUCAGGUACUUUGAAGUUCUACCUUUUGAAAAUAUACGGUAUAAGCUUUAAAAGAAUGUGCUAAAUUUAUUAUAUGUGCAAAAGUAGGCCAAUUUCUCUUCUCAGUUAUUCUGGUGCAUCUCCAGUGGGCCUUCACUGGUAUAACUGGGAAGAGAAUAUGAAAUUGUGACUUUGAUUAUAGUAAUCGUUUCAGAACUCUAAACAUGGAUCCUAUAAGGAUUAAUUUCAGGAUGAAUUCAUUUGUGAUGUAAAGCGUCCCAUAUCUGAAAUAAUGGCUAUAAGUAACAAAACAAUGAAACUUGCAACCAUUUUACAUUUAAUGGUUGUGAAAAACAAGUACAACUGACAACAGAGGGUGACAGGGAGUAUAACAGGAGAAGCAACUAACAGGUGUAAGAUAAAGUAGGUCUCCACUAUUUUAUUUAAACAUGCUCUUGUUUUUCUGCUGCUCUCAUAUAUUAGACUUGGGUUGAAUCACUACUGAGGCCAAGGUUCAAGAAAGCACUUAAAUAUGGACUUAACAUAUGCUUCGAUGAAUUAGUGCAAUGUUAGUAAUGAGUAGUUAACUACAUGACACCUGAUGCAUAACUUACAUUGUUUAUCUCUCAGACUUCUAUCAGGAUUUUAAUGGAAGUUUUGCCAUUGACUUCAAGGGGCCAGGAUUUCACACCAAGUAUGGAUUUUGCCCACAUAGCUACCAAUCGCCAGACAACUGUUUGUUUCUCAACCAGAUCAUGGACAAGAAAAUGAGGAAACUACAAAGCAGCAAAGACAUAAAAUGCACAGCAAGCUUAAGUAACCAUAACAAUUAAAAAUCUGAAGAAAAAUAGUCCUACAACAAAAUGUACCUUCAAGUUCACACAUUGUCCGCCUGGAUGGACUGAGGCUAUCAAGGAAAGUAGGUUUUGGACUGAUUAUGAUUUUUUCAAACGUCUUCUGAAUCCAUCAACUAUCAAAAUGAUUUUCCUCAAGCCUAUGUACAUGUAUAUAAAGUACAUCAAAAUAUUAUACUAAAAAGCUAUUAUCAAUAAGCAGCAGAAAGAAUGUCCAACACAUGUUUCACUCUUAGCAUAAAAAUAUUACUCUGCUAGCGGUAGUAAAUGGAAAUCACUAAUGGGCAGAUUGUGAAGAGCAUCAUCACGUGUGCACCCAAUAUGCUAAGCACUCUUGCAAAUCUGGACAUAAAGUGCUUGAUCCUGCUACCAAUACCAACAAUAGUACCUCAUUCCCUGAGUAGAAAUUACUAGGGCAGUAAGGUCCUACUCAAUCUAACUAAAGGUGGCAGAAUUUGGCCCUAAAUCAGAGCCAAAUCCUAUUCACCUUGCAAAAGUAGUUAUGUUACUCAGAUGAAUAAAGCAAACAGAUUUUGGUCCCAAGUUACUAAAAGCUACAUUCACAAAGGUACUUAGGAUUCCAACAUUUAGGUGCCACUGGCAUUCUGAAAACCACCACUCAGCUUCUGUCUAGCCCUAUAGGUGCCUGAGUUUCGACCAGUCAGCACAUGCAAAGCCCUGAUGUUGCCCCACUGCUAAUGAGUGAGGCUUCUGAGCAACCCAAGCCAAAGCUCUCCUGGGAUUCUCAACCCAGGCAUUCUCCAGCUUCAACAGAACUGAUUGGAAAAACCCAACCCAGAAUACCCACCAACACAGAGAUUAGGGCACUCAUCUGGAAUGUAGGAGAGUUAGGUUCAAAUCCCUGUUCCAAUUCAGGGGCAUAGUAAGAUUUUCCACUUCAAAUUUUUAAUCCUGACACCAACAUAUCCAUUUCACCCAGAAUUUCCUGUCUGAUUUAUGUGAUUCCUCAUGAUUUCUCAGGUCUCUCUGGUUUACUGAAGUUGUUUCUCUAAUAUUGUUGAGUUGCAGAGACUGCUUUUUAAAAAUCACGAUUGGAAGGAUGACAAGAUGGCUAUGGAGAUUCAUAAUGGGCUAUGGAGCCUUUUUCAUCUAGGUCACUGAACAAAAAGCCAGCCCAGGUCCAUAGUAACUAUUGCCAGCUGAGGGCUGUUCAGUGGUCUGUGUGAAAUUGAUGGGCAAAGACAAAUUUCUAGCACAGAUGUCAAUGCUACACAGAAAACAACCCAUAAUUGGCUCUGACUGGCAAUAAAGAGGCAAAGGAGUGAACAAGCAGGAGUAUUGUACUCCACAAGGGUGAUUCUACUAUGUCAGUGAGCAGGAACAUUGGCAAUGUAAUGUGUGGGAGCCUAUCAGUAUGUACCUGUGAUACCUGUAGAUGUGAACUUCAGGCUCCAGCACUGUGAAUUGGGUACCUUGUAGAUGCACUCAUUUUUAUUUAGCGUUUAAAAUGUGGUGAUGGGAAGAUUUAAGAUAGACUAGGGCUAAUUCAGCCACUGUGAAAGAACAAUAUCCUCUCCCCUUCAAAAAGAAAAAGAAAAGGAAUAUACAACCUGCAGUGGGAUGUUGUCCCUCCCCAGGUGCUGAGAUCUAUAGCGGAAAGAAAAAAAGUUACAUUUUACAGAGAGUCUUUCAAAUAGCAGUGGAAAAGAACAAUAAAACCUUACCAAACAUGGAAUACAGGAAACAAAGACUGUCCAUCUGCAGACUUUUUUUCUAAAACUUUUUAAGUAGCCCAGAAUGUUCCUAGUGUCCAUAUUAGUUAAUCUAUACUGAUCUAGCUCUCACCACAUAACUAAAGUAAUAUUCCUGUUUCAAUCUAGGAGCACAUACUGUUUAAUUUCUUCAUACAAAAGCAGAAAUAAAAUCCAACUACAUAGAUCCUAAUGAGCAAAGCCACAUACAGCAUAUUGAGUUGCUGAGCGUAUCAUACUGAGAAGUGUUCAUCCGAGGUUUGAACAAAAAUGAAGAAACAUGGAAACAAGCUCUGUUUUGCUAACAGACAAUUUACUGGUUACUGGAAGUUAUAUUUAACUCUUUCCAGUUUAUAAUUUUAAUAAAAUAAAACAUAUGUUACUGAAGUGAAGAAAUGUCAGUUUGACAUAAAAUGAUCAUUUUAAAAUCUGACUGUGGUAAAAAUAUGUAAUACUGCAAAUAAUAUUAGACAAUGUAUAUUGUCAAAAACAGGGGACGACAGUUAAAAUGGUCAAAGGCACCUGCCGAUGUU